GCCGCGCGAGAGAGCGGAGCACGUCGCGCGCGGUGUACUUCACGGCGAUUUUGCGCGCGUGUUGUAUGUGUGUGUAUGUGUGUGUGUAUAUAUGUGUGUGCGCGCGUGAGUGUCCCGUAAAUAAUGCGCGUUAUCGUCAUCGGCUGGGGGUUCAGCAGCGCGACCGCAACGACGGCGACGGGGACGAUGGCGGUUUGAGGGGGUCCCUGGGGUAUCGAGGCGCGCGUUUGCGGGCUUCGUCAGCGGUCUACACACAGUGCUCGCGCGCACGAACCCGCGAGUAGCCUUCGCUGACCCAAUUCCGAACGCGAGUGAGGGCCUUUCCUUCGCGGCCGCGCCACAACCCUUUGUUUCGUCGGAAUCAAAGUCGAAGUCGACCACACCGAGACGGACGACGGCGACGACGAUGUCAACGAUGUCGCGCGGGUAGCUGGUGGAGCUUCGUAAACAAACAGCCUCGCUACGAACUCGCAGGUGGGACCUGCCUCAUUGUGGUUUCUUCGCGCGAGGAUGCCGUGGAUUUCUCAACUUUAAGAAAAAAAAAAAAGAAAUAACCCGUGCUCAGGAGCAUUAAGGUUAAGUCGAGGAACGCGGGUGUACUCCUCGUGGCGCGCGAGCGCGACGCCGAUCGCUCAGUUGGAGUGCCGACCCCGCGAGGCUCAACAGGCGGCGGCGGCGGCGGACAUUUGCGGGAAGUGGUGACCGAUACAUGGAUGCCGCCGUCACCGUCGGCAGCCUCCGCGCUUUCACUCGGUCACCAUUGGACAACGCGGGCGAGAUGAGGUAUGCCCGUCCACAUUCUCGAGCGGGAACGUCGAAGGGACACGAUCGCGCGUUGUUUAUGAUAAAUCGCCAGCAGCUGCCUGUUGCCGGGACCCGUAGUACGUUCAUAUAUGGCAGUACGUGAGAGAGGCUUCAUCCUGGAGCAAGAUGCCUCACGUCACGCGAAAAUGGGAACUAUUCCCGGGCAGGAAUCGCUUCUGCUGCGAUGGCAGGGUGAUGAUGGCACCGCAGACAGGAGUGUUCUACGUCACCGUGUGCCUCAUCGUCGGAACAACCGGAUUGUUCUUCGGUUUUGAUUGUCCUUAUCUGGCACUACAUGUAACACCAGCAAUACCAGUAAUAGGAGCUUUAUUAUUUAUAUUCGUAAUGUCUGCUUUAUUCCGCACAAGCUUCAGUGAUCCUGGAGUAAUUCCAAGAGCAACACCCGACGAAGCAGCUUACAUCGAAAAACAAAUCGAAGUACCUAACAAUGGUAACUCUAAGACGUACAGACCUCCUCCCAGGACGAAAGAAGUCUUGAUUAGGGGACAACCAGUAAAAUUAAAAUAUUGCUUUACAUGCAAGAUAUUUAGGCCGCCGAGAGCCUCCCAUUGUAGUUUAUGCGACAAUUGCGUAGAGAGGUUUGAUCAUCACUGUCCAUGGGUGGGUAAUUGCGUGGGCAGAAGAAAUUAUAGAUAUUUUUAUGCUUUUAUAGUAUCCCUCGCAUUUCUUUGCGUUUUUAUAUUUAUAUGUGCGGUCACUCAUAUUAUUAUGCUUACGAAAGAUGACAAGCCGUUUUUAGAAGCUGUUAAAUUAUCUCCGAGCAGCGUUAUUGUGGGAGUCGUGUGUUUCUUUUCUGUUUGGAGUAUCUUGGGUCUCGCCGGCUUUCAUACAUAUUUAACUAGUAGCAAUCAAACGACUAACGAAGAUAUCAAAGGGUCAUUCACGAACAGAAGAGGACAGGAUAAUUUUAAUCCUUACAGUCAAGGAAACAUUUGCGGAAAUUUUUUUUAUGUUUUAUGUGGACCAGCUCCACCUAGUUUAAUCGAUCGAAGGGGAAUAGUAACACCUGAAUAUCGCGCGGAACACGAACGAGUUGGUGAUGAUAAUGUGAUUACUAAUAAUAAGACGUACGGUACUGCCAAAAUUGUGCAGCCUCAGUCAAACGGUACGACGGUUCAAACGAGUCCUAGCAUGGACCUCACGGGCUCGAUGAAUAACUUGAUCAGCGGUCAACAUUCGCCGAGAAUAGAAUCGAUAAACGGUGAGUUGACCCUCUUGAGACAUCCUACACGUUGUCCCGAAGACCUACCGAAAUAUCCGCGCCAAUACAUAAACGAUACUUACGUGCCGCCAUACCCGGUGCAGCAUUGCUCUCAGGAUUCUGUGAAACAUAUUAAAUACGCCGAGGUAGAUCGGUUAAAUCCGGACUUUCAAAAGUAUCCGUGUAGAUGCGAGGACGGUUUGCACAAGUAUCCUCAUAGGUGUAGAGAGGAAUAUCAUAGGUGUUCGGAUAACAAUCUCAUAUACGACCAAUGCAUAGGGGAACAGAAAUACGAUAUUGAUCUUCAGAAAUAUCCUCAAAGAUACUCCGAGGAUCCCUUACGUUACAAGAUAAGCGAGAAAAACGGUUACACCGAUCUGCAAAAGUUUCCCCAGUGCUAUUCCGAAGAUCCAUUACGGCUCUCGCAGUCGCCGCAUAUGCUUAAAUAUAACAAUUUGCGGUGUACCGAGCCUAGCCUAAAAUAUCCGAUAACGAAGAACAUUCUGCCGGCGCGUAUAUUAGGCACGGGUGGCAUACCGAUUAUCGGGCAGACUGCGAUUGGUCUCGUGGUCAACAGAUUCGGUUCCGGACCGCUAACUAAUAAUUUAUCGUACGCGGAGAAUUCGUUAUGCCCAAGCGAUAGCACGGAGGAAGAUCUCCUAAAUCGCCGUUUCAUUAUGAGUUCACUGAGCGACAAUGAGGACAUUUAACGUCUAUUGUCAACCGAUAAUGCAUUUUUGAAUUAUAAAAUUCAUUUGUAGGAAAAACAGAACAAUAAGAUAAUUAUUAUUAUAUUCUUAUGUAUACUAAAGAAAUCUUGGACUUGUUAGAAAGCUUUAAGAAUUAGAAUUGUAAUUCGUCCUGUUCUCAAAAAGAUCUUUCGCAUUGGGAAAGAGUGUACUGAUUUGUAUAUACGUAUACAUAUAAAUGGUUAUGCGAUUGUUCUUGAUUCCUUUAAUUGGGAAUUUUAACAAAAGUUAUAUAUACAAACACCAAGAGGUUGAAUUUAAUUGUUGAAAGAAAGAGAUCUAUUUAUUUUUUGAAAGUACCAUUUUGCAUUACACAUAAAAUGUUUAUUUUAAAAAUAUGUAUAUUACAGUUAUGGUGGUAUAUAAGUCAGUUAAGGGUAUACGAUACCAGUUAUGUUUACUUGACGGAAUUCUUCUCAAUGGUAUUUUUUUAAAUUUAUAUUUUAUAAUGUUAUUUGUUAUCAGGGUUGGUAAGGUUCCUUUUUUUUCUUUAAUAAAGUCCAUGUCAGUGGUAAAAAUCGGUAUUUUUAGGGAAAAACCAGCAAAACCUGAUCUUAUCUAAAAAUAAUAAGAUAAACAAAAAACAAUGAGAGUUAAUUGACAGUUUUUUUUCUAAUUUAAGCUUUAUUUAAUAUAAAAUUUGGAAGCGACGUAGGAAAAUAAAUUAGUUUUUGUUUUGUUACACAAUAUUGAAUGGUAAAUACGAAACAGAUUUAUAUAGAUAAAAAUGUUUAAUUUUGUUACUAUUAUGUUUUUCUCAUGAAACUAAAAAUUAAUAUAAAAUUUAAUAACAUUUAUAUCUUCAAAGUUUUUGUAAAAAAAUAUUUUACAAAUUAAUUAGAGUUAAAAGAACUUUAUAUUAUAAAGUUUUAUUACUAAUAAUUUGUAAAUAGGUUAAUUUUAUUUUUCUUUAAACCAUAGUGGUUAGUAUGACUUACUAAUUAAAGCAAAAAUAUCUGAACAUAUAAUUAUGUAAAUAUAUUUUAGUGUUACAUAUUAAUCAUUUUUAUAAUUUUUGUCAAUUUAUUCUGUUGGAUGUAUUUUGGAACAGUCAAAACUUUAUCACGAUUUUUCCCAUUUACUGGACUUUUCCAGCCUGUUAUAGAAAGUAUUAUACUUCUCAAUCUAUUACUUCUACACAUACUCAGUAGUCUUGGUUAAAAAGUAAUCUCGAAUUUUUUGAAUUUUGUUAAUUGCGUAAGUUUAUUACUGUUAUAAAAAUGAUAAAAUGAUAAAGCACAAUGCAAAAUAUGUUUUGUAAUAAGUUUCUUUAUUUCUGUAUCGAUUACGUGAAAAUGUUUUUGUACAUAUAUAUAUUUAUGUUUCUUAGUAAUUAGUAAAGUUUGAACAUAAUUCAAUAAAUUGUAUUUCUCUGUUGUUUAAAAUUA
Solenopsis invicta (red fire ant) is the source of this 4163-nucleotide messenger RNA. It is a transcript of the gene app, whose product is annotated as palmitoyltransferase app. Gene Ontology annotation, biological process: protein targeting to membrane; peptidyl-L-cysteine S-palmitoylation. Bases 931 to 2736 code for a protein of 601 amino acids. NCBI's taxonomy places the organism in Eukaryota, Metazoa, Arthropoda, Insecta, Hymenoptera, Formicidae. The record is from RefSeq and is a predicted model, not a curated record. The transcript is spliced from 8 exons. Gene Ontology annotation, molecular function: protein-cysteine S-palmitoyltransferase activity. Gene Ontology annotation, cellular component: endoplasmic reticulum; Golgi apparatus.